AUGUCCUCUACUUCCCAAGGUGUAGAGCAUAUUGUACUUUUCAAAGUCAAAGAAAACACAGAAUCAUCAAAAGUUAACACCAUGAUCAAUGAGCUUCAAAAUUUAGUUACAAUUGAACAAGUUCGCCACCUCACCUUUGGUCCAAUUCUAAACAAUAAUGAACACACCACAUCAACUAUACCUUUUUCAGAUCUUCGUUACACUCAUUUGUUGCAUAGUCGUUAUGACUCAAAGGAGGAUCUUCAAAUAUACAACGCUCACCCUACCCACCUCAACGGCGUAAGAAACUUCGCACUCCCUAUUCUCGACGACCUCUUAGUCAUCGAUUGGAUUGCGGGGGAAGUUGCUCUUCCCCCGCAUCCUUCACCGGGGACUGCUUUUCGUGUGAGUUUCUUGAAACUCAAGGACGAAAAGAACGGUGAAGUUAAGGAGGAGGUUUUUCGGGCUAUCCAAGGUAUCAAGGAGAGUGUUGGAGGAGUAAGUUAUGUCUCUUACGGCGAAAAUAUAUCGCCGGAGAGGGCGAAGGGCUUCACCAUUGCUUCCCUAGUCGUUUUUCCGGGACGGGAGGAGUUGGACCGUGUGGACCCCAGUGAGGGUUUGAUUAAGGUUAAGGAGCAUUUGGAAAGUGUGCUUGUGGUUGAUCAUGUGGUUCCAUUAUGGAAGUAG
Messenger RNA from Medicago truncatula (barrel medic), 666 nucleotides. RefSeq names its product stress-response A/B barrel domain-containing protein UP3. The transcript has a single exon. The record is from RefSeq and is a predicted model, not a curated record. Bases 1 to 666 code for a protein of 221 amino acids. Lineage: Eukaryota; Viridiplantae; Streptophyta; Magnoliopsida; Fabales; Fabaceae.